Messenger RNA from Pseudophryne corroboree (corroboree frog), 3161 nucleotides. RefSeq lists its product as uncharacterized. Bases 242 to 1987 code for a protein of 581 amino acids. The record is from RefSeq and is a predicted model, not a curated record. NCBI's taxonomy places the organism in Eukaryota, Metazoa, Chordata, Amphibia, Anura, Myobatrachidae. The transcript is spliced from 7 exons.
UGGCACUGGGAGCACAGCCCUAGCAACAAGCACUACCCCCUAGCAACGAGCAUGACACCCAGUGCAUGAAACUCCUGGCAACGAGCAUGACACCCAGUGCAUGAAACACCUGGCAAUGAGCAUGACACCUUGAGCAUGAAACACCUGGCAAUGAGCAUGACUCCCUGAGCAUGAAAACCCCUGGCACCGUGCAUGGAACCAAGAGCAUGAAACCCCUGGCAACGACCAUGACACCCAGUGCAUGAAACCCCUGGCAACGAGCAGAAGAGCGUCCAUCAUGCAGGACAUGUUAUCUCUGGAGCACCCCUACCUCAGCACCAUCAGAGGUGCCCAGGCCUUCCUCACCAUGGACCCCAACUUGCUACGUCUCCCUGAGGUUGUAUUAGAGAGAAUUGAGGUGAAGAUAGAGGAAGACCCUUCUACUAAUACAGACGGUGAGGAUGAACAGAUAAAGGAUGAGCGGGAGAUCAAAGUGGAGAAGGAAUCUUGGGAAGAAGAGGAAAUCCAGAGAAAGAAUGAUACGGACUCGUUUCCUGCCCGCGUAUACAGAGGCAGGGGGGGCCGCCCUAGGAAACAUCAUUAUGGGGACACUGUACAUGGAAAGAUGGGCCAGGCCUACAGAUCGGGGUACAACGGCUUAUCCAGAGACACUGAGAGGGGCAGCGGGCACCAGAGGGCAGGGCGGAGGAGGAGAGGAGGCUGGCACCAGUUUCUCUACAAGGAUCGACAGCAAUUUGAGCGCAAGCUGAAGAAAGUUGACAUGACGUACGUGGAGGAGGAGAGGCAGCGGGGCCAGCGUUUCAGUGACGAUGAGAACGAGGCGCUGGUGGCCGGGGUACUCAGUCACUAUAAGGAGCUGUGUGGUCACUCCUCACUAAAGGGCAGCGCCUCACAGAAACGGCGCCUCUGGCAGGAGGUAGUAAAUAAAGUCAACAGUGUAGGGACAACUUACAGGACUAUCGAAGUGUGCAAGAAGCGGUACGGUGACUGUCGACGGGCGGUGAAGCUGAAGAUGGCCGCCAUGGAGCACCAGGCGCUGGGCCACGGAGACCCUCUGGAGCAGAUCAGGUUCAGCCACUGGGAGGAAAACCUCCGGCAGAAGAUCAGCUCGGUGGCAGCGAGUGGACCUCAGCAUGUGCUGGACACCUGUGAACCCUCCAGCCUGGACCUGGGAGAUCACAGUCCCGCAGAGACCACCACGCACCUGUCCUCGUCCUGGUCACCCACCAUCGAUACUUCUGUCACUCAGGUCAUCCAGCCGCCGGCGUACGAGCCUGUCUCCGACUGUGAAGAAGCCACCUCCCCGCUGGACAUCCAGCUGGUCAGCGAGUCUGAGGAGGAAGCCCCCCAUUCUCCUGCAGCCCCUGUCCACGAUGAGACAUCGUCUGCAGACGGACCCCACCAGUCCCAUAAGAUCCCCGCCCCGCCAGACAUGGCACAGGAGUCCCUAGGGGCUGAGCAGCAUUACCUGCGGCUGCAGGAUGACUACAGCAAGGGUCUGCGGCAUCUGAGACAGUCGCACAACACCGAGCUGCACAAGCUGCGGCGGAACGUGGUGGCCGGCAACGCCAGUGUGGUGCAGCAUCUGGAGGGGCUGGCUGCGGAGGUCCGGGAGCUGAACGCCCACGUGCGCCAGAUACACAUGAACCAAGCGCACUUUAAUCUCAUGUUCCAGAAUUAUCUCAGCGACACCAAACAGUUUUACGGGGCUAUGGUGCAGGCCAUGAGAACCCUGCAGCAAGCGCCGGCCGUAAGCCCCACGGCCUCGGGGGCUUCGUCUCCCGUACCGUCACCCAAGCCUCCCGUGAUGCAGACCACUCCGAGCCACCUGCUGCUGUCAGCCAUGUCCGACUUUCCAGCCCUGUCCCCAGCCGGUUCCGCAGAGCCCGCGUCCGCCUCCUCCACCACCUCGGAGGUCUACACAGGCAGCCACCACGUCAGGAGGUCAGCCUACGCUUUCCAGCCCAGGUCGCUGCAGAAACACUGAGCUGUCAGGGAAGCGCUGGACGGCCCUCGGGGAGGCUUGUUGGACAAUGUUACAUCAUUGAUAUUUUUGUGAACCUCACAGUAACACAACUUAUGUGCCGUCAUUCUGUCAUGUGACUGUGACAAGGCCUCGCCCUGUGUGGACACGUUCCUAAUGUAUCCCUGGCACCGUGGACACCCGACCUGUCAUUCAGUGUCACAUACGUGUCACAUACAGCGCUGUACAUGUCAGUGUAAGUUCUGUCAGCAGUCUGCAGGGAGCGAUGCUGGAACCACACUCUGGGGGGGAUUCAAACCUGAUCGCUACAGUGUGUUUUCGCACAGCGGCCGAACAGGUCAUAACAGCGCACGCAUAUGCACCGCAAUGCGCAUGCGCGUCGGACAACAACAACGGGGAUCACCGGUCAGCGAUGGGAUGGUGCGAAAAUUCCAUUUACACGUGCGCUCACAGAGUAAUUGAUAGGAAGAGGACGUUUGUGGGUGGUAACUGAGCGUUUUCUGGGUGUGUCAGGGAAUAAUGCAGGCGUGUCAGGGCGGGUGUGUGGCGUCUGGAGGAGUAAGUCCUGGCCUGCGCACACACUGGAUUUUAGCAGCUCGGCUACACAUAGGAUCGCACACUUGCACGGCGAAUACACACUCCCCCUGGAGGCGGAGACUAUCUGAUCGCAGGACAGCAAAAAACGCAGCCUAGCGAUCAGAUCUGAAUCCCCCCCAUUGUGCGUAACAUGAACAUUCGGCAGGGGAUGGAUCAGGGUGUCCGGCUGCGCUGCAUGGCGCUGUUGGUGAAGGACCACGGGAGGGGGAGGAGUGAACUGCGAGUGAGGUAUAAUACCACAUAUAUACUCACACUGACGAUACAUACAGGUCAGUCGCUUACACUACAAACACACGUAUCGCUAUGACAGUGUGAGCUGGUCGCCAUUUCCAAUCUCCCAUCAGCCAACGUCUUAUUGUUUCACUGUCCGCUGCUGUAUCCGUCAUGACACAGAAUAAGGGGCCUAUUCAUUACUCAUUGGGGCCCGCUGUGUGAUAAUCGCUCAUUGCAUACAGCAGGAGUUCCGCCCAUAGCGCAUUUUACAUCUAGAUUUUUAGUUCCACGUUGAUUUUGCACCGUAUGAUGCUGCGUUUUUAUUGUUACAUAUAGUGGUACUACCUCAAUAAACCAGAGAACGUUU